Molecule: messenger RNA, 987 nt
Organism: Fusarium verticillioides 7600
Lineage: Eukaryota; Fungi; Ascomycota; Sordariomycetes; Hypocreales; Nectriaceae
Exons: 2
Coding region: 144-911 (255 amino acids)
Biological process (GO): coenzyme A biosynthetic process
Cellular component (GO): nucleus; cytosol
Molecular function (GO): pantothenate kinase activity; ATP binding
Source: RefSeq, a predicted model, not a curated record
CACUAGUCUCAUUUAGUCACCGCAUUCCAACGACAGCAUCACGAACUUCUCACAGUUUCUUAACAAGAUACACCCCGCCUUUCUUCAAAGCUCAUUUACUCUAUCUUGUAGCCUCAUCUUAUAUAAGAAGUUCUUUGCCGACGAUGACUACGAGCGAGGAUCACGUAAGAGAUGCAGAGCUACAAUACCUUGUCAAUCCUUUGAACGGCAGCCAUUUGUCAGACGGAAUUGACGGCUCAAGUCAUGACAAUCGUCCACCUAUUCCUGGAUCAAGUUGCGAAAUCUACACCUUCACCGACGAAGUCAUCGUCCCCUCAUCAGCACCAAAAUCUCACCCCUAUCUCCUCGUCAACAUCGGCUCAGGCGUAUCAUUCUUCCAGGUCUCGGAAAACAACCAAUGUCAGCGCAUCUCAGGCUCUUCAUUCGGCGGCUCGGCAUUAUGUGGUCUGCUACUUCUACUCACACGAGCCCGCACAUACGAAGACAUGCUUGAACAAGCUGAGAAGGGCAACAAUGCCAAUGUCGAUAAACUGAUUGGAGACAUUUAUGGAAUGGACUAUAACAGAAUUGGCAUGAAGAUGACAGCCGUUGCUUCAACGCUCUGCAAAGCUUUUAGUCUCGAGCAUAGACCUGAUGCUGAAAUCCAAGAGGCGGAAAGCCCCGUGCGAGACAUCAAGUCAUUUUCAGAUGCGGAUAUCUGCCACUCCCUGGUCUUCGCAGUUUUUAACAACAUCGGUCAACUUGCCACGCUGCAUAGUCGAAUUCAUGGAAACCCGGAUAUCUACUUCACUGGACCUUAUGUGCAAAACUGCCAACUGCUCAUCAGGACCUUGUGCAUUGCAGUGCGCUAUUAUUCACAAGGAGAGAAGAAGGCACAUGUUGUUGUCAAUCAAGGCGACUCGGCUGCUUAAAGAUUUGGAAAACAAGAAUGGCAUGUGGGACAUCAUCAGCAUAGAUAAGCGAGCUAGAUCAUUAUCGAAAUUUGUA